Messenger RNA from Colletotrichum higginsianum IMI 349063, 693 nucleotides. RefSeq names its product Extracellular serine-rich protein. NCBI's taxonomy places the organism in Eukaryota, Fungi, Ascomycota, Sordariomycetes, Glomerellales, Glomerellaceae. The transcript is spliced from 2 exons. The record is from RefSeq and is a predicted model, not a curated record. The coding region runs from base 1 to 693 and encodes 230 amino acids.
AUGCACUCCUCAACCCUCCUCGCCGCCGUCAUCCCCGCCGUCAUGGCCCAGUACGGUUCGGGCGGCGACUCCUCCUCCUCGUCGACCGCCUCCGCCGCCGCCUCCUCUUCCUCCAGCAUCGCCGGCGUCCACGUCGUCAAGGUCGGCGACGGCGGCCUCACCUUCGAGCCCAACUCCCUCACGGCGGCCGUCGGCGACGUCGUCGAGUUCCACUUCUACCCGCGCGCCCACUCCGUCGCCCAGUCCGCCUUCGACUCCCCCUGCCAGCCGCUCGCCAACGGCACCGCGACGGGCUUCUUCAGCGGCCCUGUCCAGGUCGCCUCGGGCGUCGGCGCCGAGGUCUUCACCGUCAAGGUCACCGACUCGAACCCCAAGUGGUACUACUGCGCCACCGGCCAGCACUGCCAGGGCGGCAUGGUCGGCGUGAUCAACCCUCCGUCCAGCGGCCAACGCACCAUCGAGCAGUACGCCCAGGCCGCCGCCGCCGCCCAGGCCAACGUCGCGCCCAGCGCCACCGGCGGCGGCACCCUCGGCUCCGCGGCGACCGGCAGCCCCAGCUCCGCCUCGGGCACGCCCUCGGCAUCGUCCACGACCCAGCCCAGCGCCGGCAUCGAGGCCCGCGGCGACGUGCGCUGGGGUCUCCUCAGCCUCGGCGUGGCCGCCGCCGGCUUCGUCGGCGGGCUCCUCAUCUAA